Messenger RNA from Fusarium graminearum PH-1, 1191 nucleotides. RefSeq lists its product as uncharacterized. Gene Ontology annotation, molecular function: actin filament binding. The record is from RefSeq and is a predicted model, not a curated record. The transcript has a single exon. Bases 1 to 1191 code for a protein of 396 amino acids. NCBI's taxonomy places the organism in Eukaryota, Fungi, Ascomycota, Sordariomycetes, Hypocreales, Nectriaceae.
AUGGCACCAAACCAAGGUCUCAUUCAUCCAAAGGAAUACGACAUCAAGGAUAGCAACGUUGAGCUGAUUGGAACCGAUAUCGACCAUCAGGUAAAAUACAAUUCUGCACUUACUGAACCGGCGUGGAAUGAUGGACGAGUUGGCAUCGAGCCUGGGCUGUUUAUCUGGCGCAUCGAGCAGUUCGAGGUCGUUCCUUGGCCAAAGGAAAAGUACGGCCAAUUUUACGAUGGGGACAGCUUUAUUGUUCUCUUUUCAGAGCUUAUCGGAAGCAACGACGGAACAGAGAUGCUUGUUCACGAUGUCUUUUUCUGGCUAGGCCAGCAUACCUCGCAGGACGAGGCAGGAACAGCAGCCUACAAAACAGUUGAACUAGACGAGUUUCUCAAGGGUACGGCGACUCAGCAUCGAGAGAUUCAGGAAUCGCCAUCAGACGACUUCCUAGCACUAUUCCCGCGCAUAUCAAUCCGCUCUGGCGGAGUGCGUUCUGGGUUCCGACACGUGGAGGAGGAAGAUGAGCCACAGGAGACGCUCACCUUGCUGCGUGUGUUUAAGAACCCCGCUGCCGGUGCCAGUGGCGUCGUCGUCCAUGAAGUUAAGCCUGUCUGGACGAGUCUUGAUGACACGGAUGUGUUUGUCCUAGAUGUUGGCGGCAAGAUUUGGGUUUGGCAAGGAAAGGACUGUAGUCCCAUGGAAAAGGCAAAGGCUGCUCAGAUUGUCCACGAUAUGACCGUCGCAAAGCAUUCGGAAGUGGAAGUCAUUUCGCAGACCGAGUCCCGGUCACGAAGAAUUGUUGAUCUCCUCGGUGGAGACGACGAAACACCACGCGAUGGAUUCCACUGCCGAAAGCCCUUCAGCCCCCGUCACGUUGAGCAGGCAUCCAAGAAGCUCUUUAGGCUCAGCGACGCCUCGGGUCAGCUCUCAUUUGGUCUCGUCAAGGAAGCUGAGCGUAUAUCGCAUGGCGAUUUCCAGAGCGACGAUGUUUUCUUGCUGGAUGAUGGCGGAAAGGCGAUUUGGGUGUGGCAGGGAAGCGGAUCGAGCGCUGCGGAAAAGAAGAGCUGGUUCAAGAUUGCGCAAGCGUAUGUGAGGCACCUGUCAGCUGAGAGCGGCCGUGAUGACGCGUAUCUCACUCCUGUAGCCAAGGUUGUCGAGGGUGGCGAGAGUCGGGCUUUUGCAAGGGCUCUUGCAGCUUGA